Messenger RNA from Aaosphaeria arxii CBS 175.79, 1959 nucleotides. Its product is annotated as glycosyltransferase family 31 protein. Gene Ontology annotation, cellular component: membrane. The transcript is spliced from 2 exons. NCBI's taxonomy places the organism in Eukaryota, Fungi, Ascomycota, Dothideomycetes, Pleosporales. The record is from RefSeq and is a predicted model, not a curated record. The coding region runs from base 29 to 1675 and encodes 548 amino acids. Gene Ontology annotation, molecular function: glycosyltransferase activity.
UUUUCUUUUCUCUCUUCCUUGCCUGACCAUGUUUGGCUCGAGACUGUCCAGCUUCAGUCGUGGACAGUCUUCUAGCGCAACAUACAGCAUUCACCAAGGGACUCGAACCGUCCCAACGGGCUUGCGACGUUGGACGCGCGCGUUUUAUAUUACACUUCCAAUCCUCCUCCUGCUCAACUACCUCCUGAUAUUCCACUUCACUAUAUUCGAAAAGCUCUCACGAAUCGUCUUCCCAGAUCACACCUUCCACCCAUUGCCAUUCCUAUCCAAUCCCCACGAACCUACAUCACCGCCGGGCAAACCUGCAGGAGAUACGGUGCUCGACUACUGGACAUGGAAAACCCAAACGCAAUUUGCUCCUCUCCCCGAUGAACAUGAUAAGGACACCACCGACCUCUGCGCAAUCUUCCCAACCCACCUCCUCUCCAAGAUUCAGGUUGUCCUGAAGGUUGGUGCAGCAGACCACUGGACCCGCACCUCCUCGCAAGUCAAUGGCAUAAUCAAAUGCAUCCCAAACGCCAUCAUCACGUCCGACCGUGACCACGCAUACGGCGUUGAGGGCAUCUUCAACGCGACCGAUAUCCUCGCCGACCUGCCCCCUUCUACGUACUUGACGGAAGAAGAUCUAGCGAUCUACGAGUCGCAGAAGAACGCCUCACUGGCCGACCUCCGACAGGGCGCGCAAGGGUGGCGCAUUGAUAAAUACAAGUUCCUACCCGCGGUGGAAUACGCCGUUGAGCAGAACCACGAGGCGAAUUGGUACGUCUUCAUCGAGAGCGACACCUAUGUCUUCUGGGACAAUGUCUUCCGGCUGCUGGAGCACUACGACGAGUCCAUGCCGUACUACUUUGGGUCGCCUAGCCCAGGCAGGAAAUAUGAGCUUGGUCACGGAAAGGGGGAAGGAGAGGUAUGGUUUGCAUACGGCGGCGCAGGGUACAUUCUCUCGUCCCCCGCGGCGCACCGUCUCGUCGAUAGGAAGAAGAACGCACUCGGCAUCACGGGUCCCCGCGUGACGGAAGAGUACAAAGAAGACAUCCAGAAAGAUUGCUGUGGCGAUAGUAUACUGGGGUGGGCGCUGCACGACAAGGCUGGAGUGGACAUCAGUGGGCUUUGGCCCAUGUUCAACCCGAUGUCGUUGCAUGAGUUGCCGUUUGGGAGGGCGUAUUGGUGCGAGCCGGUGCUCACGAUGCAUAAAAGUCAUGCGGAAGACCUACUUGCGCUGUGGGAGUGGGAAAACAGAAGGGAUAGAACCAAGGGUCCCCUCAUGUACCGCGACCUACUAACAUACCAACCCUUCUUCCACCCAAACACCAACAUCACCAUCCCCGCCGCCUCUUCAACCGCGACUAUCCCCAUUCGCAGAAUCGAAGACUGGCACAACGCUUACCUGGACACCAUCUCCCCUCCCACUUCGCUUGACUCCUUCGAUGCUUGUGCUGCGGCAUGCCACGCACAUAACGAGUGCUGGCAGUUCACAUGGCACGCACAACGGUGCCACAUGUCGAGUGCGCUGAGGCUCGGCGAGAAGAAGGAUCCUGACGGUGAAGGCGGAACAGAGGAAGAAAGGAGAUACAUCAGCGGAUGGGACGUAGAAAAAGUCAGGAAGUUAUGGGAAGAAAAGAGCUGUGAGGGCGGAGCCAGGUGGGUCAAACCUAGUGUAAAAAGGAGGUUUUAGAAGUAGUUAUUGGAAGGCGUUUUGGAGAGGUUUUUUUUUCUGUUGGUUUUUGGAUUCUUUUGGUCGAGCGGGUGGAAAAGAAAUGCUUUUGAAUAGACGAUACCCCUGAUGAGAUGGAAGAUGCAUACAUAGAUUUGGGUUGCAUUGGGCCUUUGGAAAGCCAUGUUUACGCUUUUUGAUCGUUUUUGCUCGCGAGGAACAAGGAAAAGGAGGAGGAUGAAGAAUACAUCUAAUGCACAUGCAAAAUUAUACAUAAUCCUUCUUUUUGGAAAGAAGAGAUGUCG